AGGCACGGGGAUAAAAGUGUAGAUGAAAGUCCCACAGUCAAUGAAAUUCUUGUUACCCUUCAAACCGCUGAGCCAGAGUCAAAUGGAACUCGCCCAAGGCUACUAUAGUGACGACAACAGUAGAAAUGGUGAUGUAGACCUUUGUCAUACCCAGGAGAGCAGUCGUUAUUAUGGUGAUAGACACAAGGAUAUGAGUGUAAAUGAAAGUCCCACAGUCAAUGAGAAUCUUGUUCCCCUUCAAACUGCGGAGCCAGAGUCAAAUGGAAACUCGCCCAAGGCCUAUAAUGAAGACAACAGUAGGAGUGGAGAUACGGUGCUAUGUCUUACACAGGAGAGCAGUCGUCAUAAUGGUGAUAGACAAGAGGAUAAGAGUGUAGAUGAAAGUCCCACAGUCAAUGAGAUUCUCGUUUCUGUUCAAACUGCUGAGCCGGAAUCAAGUGGAAACUCGUCCCGGCUUUUAGCAAAGACAACAGUAUGAUUGCUGAUGGGGGUCCAAGUCUUACUGAGGAGAAAAAUUGUCAUAACGAGUCCAGCCAUGGUAGCUCUGUAGAUUCGCACAGACUGCGAUGCUCCUGAAAACAAUGCAUCCACUUGCAUUAUUGAGAAAGACCAGGAGCCCUUUGCCAUGAGAUGGAUAAGGAACUUUUCAGCAGUGAAAGACACAAGAAGGCCUCCAGCCAUGAAAGCUCCAAUAAGCCAGAGUCCAGCUAUGGUACCUCUGGAUUCGCACACAGACUGCAAUGAAACUGAAAGCAAAGCACACACUUCCAUCAUUGAGAAAGACCAGGAGCGCUUGGUAAUGAGAUGGAUAAAGAACUCUUCAGCAGUGAAAGCAUCGAGAAGCCCUCCAGUCCAGAAAGCACCAAAAAGCAAAAGUCCAGCCAUGGUAGCUCUGUAGAUUCGCACACAGACUGCAAUGAUCCUGACAACAAUGCACCCACUUUCAUACUUUAGAAAGUCCAGGAGCCCUUUGGUGAUUGAUAAGGAAAACUCUUCAGCUGUGAAAGCAAUACGAAGUCCUCCAGCUAUGAAAACACCGAUAAAACAAGGUAA
Mercenaria mercenaria is the source of this 1053-nucleotide messenger RNA. RefSeq lists its product as uncharacterized. The record is from RefSeq and is a predicted model, not a curated record. The transcript has 6 exons. The coding region runs from base 23 to 478 and encodes 151 amino acids. Lineage: Eukaryota; Metazoa; Mollusca; Bivalvia; Venerida; Veneridae.